Messenger RNA from Penicillium chermesinum, 483 nucleotides. RefSeq names its product FAM207/SLX9 family protein. Gene Ontology annotation, biological process: maturation of SSU-rRNA from tricistronic rRNA transcript (SSU-rRNA, 5.8S rRNA, LSU-rRNA). The transcript has a single exon. The record is from RefSeq and is a predicted model, not a curated record. Lineage: Eukaryota; Fungi; Ascomycota; Eurotiomycetes; Eurotiales; Aspergillaceae. Gene Ontology annotation, cellular component: preribosome, small subunit precursor; 90S preribosome; nucleolus. Bases 1 to 483 code for a protein of 160 amino acids.
AUGGCCAAAUCCAAACCUCCCGGUCGACCUGCCUCUUCAUCUGUUUUUGGAGAUGAGUUCCGCUCCAAGCGUGAUAAGCGGCAGAUCAAGCAUGCGACCUUUCUAUCAAAGAUUGCCAAAAGCUCGGCCAAACCCCCGAAACGUCGUCGAGCGUCGAAGAAACUAGUUGCCAAUUUGGAAUCUCUCGCAGAUGCCCUGCCGGACGCCGCCGAGGACUCUCAUAAUGCCCCCAGUCAAGUCAAUAUCAUCAAACAAACCACCCUCCGCCAUAAACCCGGAGCCAUGAAGCGCCGCGAAAAAGUCGAGAAGGUGGAACGAGAGCGGUUCGCGAAGAACAUGGCUCAGAUGUCUAGUCUCCAGUCAAGUGCAGGUGCGACGGGUGAAAGCGCGGCUUUGAAUCCAACCGGGAACCGAUGGUCAGCGCUGAGAAACUUCAUCUCUCAGACGAUGGAACAACAACCGGUGUUCCAAACGACAAAAUAA